GCACCCCGGUUGGGCACCUCGUCCAGGACCCCUGGGAGAACAUGGCCAAAAAGCAGCGCUCUGGACAUGGCCCUGACUCCCCAGCGACCCCGCUCCUCGGCGAGAUGCGCGCGGAGGAUCAGGGGUACGUGCAGAUGCCUGGAGGCGACAUGGACGGCCCAGCCGAGAGGGACGCUCCACCAUUUCGCCAGCCGGAUUUCGGCGCUGCCGCGGCCUCGUCGGAGAAGGACGAUGAGCUUGUCACGAUGGCUGGAAUCGCUGCUCCCCUUCAGCAGCAGCUGGGCCCCGUGACUUCGGUGGUGGCAGAUCUUAAGAAACGGUUCAUGAAGCUCGACAGCAAAGUUACCGACUUGGGCACUUCCCUUGUGGGCCAUUUGGACGACGUGGAUGCGAAGCUGAUCGAUGCAGACCUGCGCAUAGAGAAGCUUGAGAGCAUGUACGCGGCCACGCAGGCACCCCCCAGUGCCGCGGAUAUUGACGAGAAGAUCCAGGCGAGCAUCCAGCAGGCCUUCGCGAGCCAGGCCUCGCAGCAGGCGCCUCUCACCAAGAACGUCCCGCUGGUCGACAGGAAG
Messenger RNA from Prorocentrum cordatum, 572 nucleotides. The record is from the annotation of a GenBank genome assembly. NCBI's taxonomy places the organism in Eukaryota, Dinophyceae, Prorocentrales, Prorocentraceae.